Molecule: messenger RNA, 2906 nt
Organism: Cyprinodon variegatus (sheepshead minnow)
Lineage: Eukaryota; Metazoa; Chordata; Actinopteri; Cyprinodontiformes; Cyprinodontidae
Gene: papss1
Product: 3'-phosphoadenosine 5'-phosphosulfate synthase 1
Exons: 12
Coding region: 196-2070 (624 amino acids)
Biological process (GO): sulfate assimilation; 3'-phosphoadenosine 5'-phosphosulfate biosynthetic process
Molecular function (GO): ATP binding; sulfate adenylyltransferase (ATP) activity; adenylylsulfate kinase activity
Source: RefSeq, a predicted model, not a curated record
CCACAUCUGACGUGGCUGCCGAGGGGUCUACCCGGUUGAAGAAAAAUUUCCUCUGGCCUGAGUUGCUCCAUUCAAUGGAAAAACCCGCCUCCUGCAGUAAGGUUUACCUGUAGACAAAGUGCCAGUGCCGCUGCUCGCCCUGUUUGGGAUUGAAACACCUGAACGGUUCAGUUAGCUGCUGACUUCUGAUCGGUCAUGGAGACUCAUGGAAACUCGAACAAGAAGCAGAAGCGGAGCAACACCAUUGAGAACUGGGGGAUGCAACGUGCAACUAAUGUCACCUACCAAGCUCACCAUGUGAGCCGAAACAAGCGGGGGCAGGUUGUGGGAACGCGUGGAGGCUUCAGAGGUUGCACCGUUUGGCUGACCGGUCUGUCUGGUGCGGGGAAGACCACGGUCAGCAUGGCGCUGGAGGAAUACCUCGUCUGUCACGGUAUCCCCUGCUACACUCUGGAUGGGGACAACAUCCGCCAGGGGCUGAACAAAAACCUGGGUUUCAGCCCCGAGGACCGCGAGGAGAACAUCAGGCGCAUUGCUGAGGUGGCGCGGCUUUUUGCAGAUGCAGGUCUGGUUUGCAUCGCAAGCUUUAUUUCCCCCUACAGCAGGGAUCGCCUGAAUGCCAGGAAGAUCCAUGAAGCUGCCGGGUUACCGUUCUUUGAGGUUUUUGUGGACGCGCCGCUGGACGUCUGUGAGCAGAGGGACGUUAAGGGGCUGUACAAGAAGGCCAGAGCAGGAGAGAUAAGAGGUUUCACCGGCAUCGACUCCGAGUACGAGAAGCCUGAAGCUCCAGAGCUGGUGCUGAAGACUGACUCGUGCAACGUGAACGAGUGCAUUCAGCAGCUGGUGGACCUGCUUCAGGAGCGGGACAUCGUUCCUGUUGAUGCCUCCUACGAAGUGAAAGAGCUCUAUGUCCAGGAGAAUAAACUGGACCUGGCCAAGGCCGACGCAGAGACUCUUCCUGCAGUUCAGAUCGGAAAGCUGGACAUGCAGUGGGUGCAGGUGCUGGCUGAAGGCUGGGCCACACCUCUGAAUGGCUUUAUGAGAGAGAGGGAGUUUCUGCAGUGUCUUCACUUCGACUGUCUGCUGGAUGGGGGUGUGAUCAACCUCUCGGUGCCCAUAGUGCUGCCGGUGUCAACUGCAGAUAAGGAGCGUCUGGAUGGCGUGACCGCGGUGGCGCUGGUCUACGAAGGCAGGCGCGUGGCCAUCCUUCGUAACCCGGAGUUCUUUGUCCACAGAAAGGAAGAGCGUUGUGCUCGGCAGUGGGGCACCACCUGCAAAGACCACCCAUACAUCAAGAUGGUGAUGGAAAGUGGUGACUGGCUGGUUGGUGGAGACCUGCAGGUCCUGGACAGGAUCUACUGGAAUGACGGUCUGGACCAGUACCGACUGACGCCCAAUGAGCUGAAACAGAAGUUUAAAGAAAUGAACGCAGACGCGGUGUUCGCCUUUCAGCUCCGUAACCCGGUCCAUAACGGCCACGCCCUCCUGAUGCAGGACACCCACAAGCGACUCAUCGAGAGAGGCUACCGCCGGCCCGUCCUGCUGCUCCAUCCGCUGGGCGGCUGGACCAAAGACGACGACGUCCCGCUGCCGUGGAGGAUGAAGCAGCACGCCGCCGUGCUAGAAGAACGCGUGCUGGAUCCAGACUCCACCAUCGUUGCCAUUUUUCCAUCUCCCAUGAUGUAUGCAGGACCAACUGAGGUGCAGUGGCAUUGUCGAGCACGCAUGGUGGCCGGGGCCAAUUUCUACAUCGUGGGUCGAGAUCCUGCAGGCAUGCCCCACCCUGCCACAGGGAAGGACCUGUACGAGCCGACUCAUGGAGCCAAGGUCCUGACUAUGGCUCCAGGCCUGGUCUCCCUGGAGAUCGUUCCCUUCAAGGUUGCUGCCUACAACAAAGCCAAAGGAGCCAUGGACUUUUACGAGCCAAAGAAUCAUCAGGACUACGAUUUCAUCUCUGGCACCCGCAUGCGGAGGAUGGCUCGAGAGGGAGAGAACCCCCCCGACGGCUUCAUGGCCCAGAAGGCUUGGGAUGUUCUGAAGGAGUACUACCAGUCCCUGGAGAAGGCCUAACUGGGGAAGGGGGGGCUUUGACCCGAGAAAACAGUUCUGUGCUGUCUAAAAUGAGGAACGUGGGGACCACUCAGUUUUAUGAUAAACCUCACGCCAUCUUUUAUUCGUCUCACUUCUAAUCAUGAAAGUCGCUCUUAGUGCUGUUACAUUUGUUUUUAGCUGUGUGAAGUGAAUUUAACUGUACUCACCCUGUUACUGUCGCAGACGUCUUUCCAGAGGAACUUUUUAUAAGUAUAUUUGAGUCUUUCUCACUUCUUUUCCACUUGUAUGUUCUGAUAAACACAUACUAAAGCAGAUUCUCUGUAAAUCCACCAAUCACAACAGCCUAAAAUGUUCUGCUCUGUGCGUACUGUUGAUCAGUACCUCGAUAUGUUUGUGCAUUUAGUAAAGUCUGAAGAGAAAAAAGCAGAUGAACCGGCUGCGCCUCACAUUUUGCUCACUGGAAUAAUUUCUUUUUUCCUACUGCAUGCUUGCAGGAGGCUGCAGCGGUUACACUGUUAUGCACGGUUGUUACAAGUAAAAGUCGAGUGCCUUGGUCUACUCACAUGCUUUUUGACUAAACGGUUGUGUUGUAACACUGAAAUGAAUCAUGGAAUUAAAAAAAGAAAGCGGAUAAAUGUAAACCUUCCUGUUUUAAGCUUUUAGAGCCACUCAGUAUUUUCUUUUAGAUGUAUUUAUUCUGCUAACAUGUCUCCUUUUAACUUUUUUUUUAAUGCUGUUUCUUUCCUACCUCCUGUUGAUAACAUUUUCCUUGUGGUAAAUGACUAUUUUUAAACAAAUUCACUGUUGCAUUACAUGGUUAGAUCAGAUUUCUCUUCACUGUCCAAUAAACCACU